AUGGGCGUCAAGGGACUUUGGAGGUAUGUGGAACACCACAACAUCCAGUAUGCAUACCCCAGCAAAAAUGCCCGCGCAGACUGCUACGCUAUCAACCCCCGCCAUCUUCUGAUAGACAUGAAUGCAGUGCUGCACAUCGCGUACAACCCUAAGGUGCCAACUACUGCAGCGACGCUGCGCGCGGUCGCAGCAAAGAUGGACGAGCUGCUGACGCGUGUGCGGCCGCACGAUACUCUUGUUCUUGUGUACGACGGCGUCGCGCCGAUUGCAAAGCUGAAGACACAGAAGGAGCGCCGCCACUCCCUGUCUAUCCACCCGCCACGUUCCGCCACAGCGCCCACCACCUCAAAGUGCAGUGGCAGUAACAGCAUUCGUGUCUCGCCGUGGUACACGUGUGACCCUGUGCUGGACGAGGUGCCGCUGCACCGUGAGGAGAUCCUCUGCGGGGCAGAGUUCGUGCUCGCCUGCGAGGAGUACAUCACAACGUAUCUGCAGCGGCGCAAGGCCCAGUACUCCUGGGAAAAACUGAUGGUAAGCGGGUGCCGCGAGUCGGGGGAAGGUGAGGUGAAAAUGUCUGCGUUGCUACGCAGACUCUGGGCAGCGACAGUCGCCGAUGGCAGCUACGACCCAGACGAUACCGUGUCAAUAGUGGGCAAUGACUCGGACCUCAUCCUGGUCGCCAUGGUGGCUGUUCCGUAUGCGCACUACAGCCUGAUCGAUCCAUUUGACCUCAGCCUCACGUCUCUGUGGGAGCUCAUGAACCACUGGUCGAAGGCUGUGCCGAACCCUCCACUGCCAGCCGAGCUGCUUCCUUCCUACCGCAUUGACUUUGUGUUCUUGAUGCUGCUCUCCGGUGACGACUACUACGACGGCAUCGGAAGCGGCAGCGUCGCUCUGUGGCAGCGGUACCGCCAUUUGCGCGCCAAUGAAGGGUACUUCCGCCGUUCCCUCAUCUCCGGACGUCACCUCGAGGUGGAUGUGGAGUUGCUGCGUGCGGUGUUCGCGCGUAGUGGCUCCAUGGCAGCACAACUCUCGCGUGUGUCGCGCAACAAGCGCAAGACAGCCAAGGCGCUUUUGCGCGGUGACCGCAGUGGUGGCGGGGGCGGCAGGGCCAAGGAGGGGGCAGAGCUCCUCGCAGCGGCGCUAUGGAGCCUGCGAAGUUACGUGUUUGGCUACUGCACCGACUACGGCUUCGUCCCGCACCAGGAGGGGCCUCCGUCUGUGGGCUCGUUGCGGGCUGCCGUGCAGGUACGGGGACUGAGCCGAAAGAUCGGCUCAGUCGCCGCGGAGGGGGACGCCAACGGGGAGACGACAGACGCCGGGAAGGUAAAGGAGGUCUUGAGGUCUGCCGAGCCCAUUUUUUCGCCUCUUGAGCAGUGCGUUGCGGUACUGGGCAUUCGUGGUCGUUUCUCGCUUGAACUGAGCCGUGCCAUUCGUGCGAGCACCGAAGACGAUGGGCACCGACUGACGACGAGCACGUCUAUCGGGCUUCUGACGGAGACCGUAAAGAACAUCAUAGCAUCUGUAGACACAGCACAACUGACGGAGGCGGAGCGGCGGUUGAGUAAUCGCUGCCGCGCAGGAGCUGAGGAUGACAAUGAAGAUGUCGGCGCUUUCAUGCGACUGGCUGCCCUUCGUCCCCGAAAGACGGCGCCGGCGGCUACCCAGGAGGAGAAGCAACCCAAUCGAGCAGAAGAGGUACAACCGACAGAGACUGAGGGCAGCGAUGGGGAGGACUCGGAUGACAAGGACGAAACGUUGGCGCUGAAACGCCAAUAA
Molecule: messenger RNA, 1779 nt
Organism: Leishmania braziliensis MHOM/BR/75/M2904
Lineage: Eukaryota; Euglenozoa; Kinetoplastea; Trypanosomatida; Trypanosomatidae
Exons: 1
Coding region: 1-1779 (592 amino acids)
Biological process (GO): nuclear-transcribed mRNA catabolic process
Cellular component (GO): nucleus
Molecular function (GO): RNA binding; 5'-3' RNA exonuclease activity
Source: RefSeq, a predicted model, not a curated record